Messenger RNA from Ochlerotatus camptorhynchus, 505 nucleotides. It is a transcript of the gene COX7AL2, whose product is annotated as cytochrome c oxidase subunit 7A1, mitochondrial. Gene Ontology annotation, biological process: mitochondrial electron transport, cytochrome c to oxygen; mitochondrial respirasome assembly; regulation of oxidative phosphorylation. The coding region runs from base 165 to 392 and encodes 75 amino acids. Lineage: Eukaryota; Metazoa; Arthropoda; Insecta; Diptera; Culicidae. The record is from RefSeq and is a predicted model, not a curated record. The transcript has 3 exons.
UGCAAUUGCAACAAGACAGCAUUAAGUGCAUAGCUGCCAACGGCGAUCUGCUGCAGUAUAGUUUCUCAUUCUUUUAUCUGACCGUGGAUUAGUGCAUCGCGCGCUGCUUGAAUUCGGGAAUUAAUCUUACGUGUUUGAUUUUUCAGUAAAGAACUCCAAUCAACAUGGGACACCAUCCGGAACCAAAAGUGUACAUCUCCGACAGGCUGCCGAGUUCGCUGCGCAACAAGAUGCAAACCUUCCAGGCCAAGAAUGAAUUGCCAGUCUUCCUGAAGGGUGGUCCAGCGGACAAGGUGCUGUUUAUGACAACCGUAGCUUUGUGCGGAGUUGGCCUCUUGGGAAUCGUCCGGUUCGUCUAUUCGAUGGGCUUUGCCAAGAAGAAGGCAGACUAAAUUAUCAGUGUGAUAUCGCAGAUAUGCAAUAAACAACCAGUAUCUUCCGCUAUAUGAAUAUAUUAAAAAUCAAAUGAUGUUUUAUUCCCAAAUCACAAUUUUCCAAUAAUUAU